AUGUUGAUACGUUUCACCCAGAGCAUUCUCCCACCUCUAUUGCUGCUGACUACUCUCUUCCUGACUGCCCCAGUGUGCCACGGAGGAAAAAUCCUGGUGGUUCCUGUGGAAGGAAGCCAUUGGGUGAACAUGGACAUCCUGGUCAGAGCCCUACAAAGCCAAGGACACUCCAUCACUGUGCUGCGAACCACCAAGAGCUGGUACAUCAAAGAGGAGUCAUCCUACUACAACUCAUUGACUGUGACGGUCUCUGAGGGUAUUGACAAGGAAUUCCUCAAGCCAAUCCAGCAAAAAGUGUUUGCAAUGGAGCGGGGUAAGAGUUCUACCAUCGACGUCAUCCAGUUGCAAUUCGAGCUAUUGACAACAUUCAUGCCAAAGGCCAUAAAGCCUUUGUGUGAAUUGGUGGAGGCCAUGUUUGAGGACCAGGCCUUCAUGAGGAGACUGAAUGAAAGUCAGUUUGACCUGAUACUUACAGACCCUGCAUGGGGAGUUGGUAUAAUGUUGGCUUACCAUCUUCAACUUCCCUUGGUGUACAAUGUUCGAUGGGUUGUAACAAUGGAGGGACACCUUACUCUUGCUCCAUCUCCUUUGUCCUACAUACCAGCAACAGGGACAGGGCUCACAGACAAAAUGACCUUCUCACAGAGGGUCAAAAGCAUGUUUGUCCAUUUGCUGGCAAAGUUGCAGCACAGGAUGCUGCUUAAACCACUGUAUCAAGCUAUGUGUGAUAAGUACCUGAGUCCCAAAGUUGAUUUUGAUGACCUCUUGCAGACAGCAGAUUUAUGGCUGAUGAGAGUGGACUUUGUGUUUGAGUUCCCCCGCCCCACCAUGCCCAAUGUGGUCUACAUGGGUGGCUUCCAGUGCAAGCCAGCAAAGCCUCUUCCUCAAGACCUGGAGGACUUUGUGCAGAGCUCUGAUGAACAUGGUGUUAUCAUCAUGUCUUUGGGGACGUUUGUCAGUGAGCUUCCAAGUGAUUUAGCUGAAGAUAUAGCAGGUGCAUUUGCUGAACUGCCCCAGAAAGUCAUCUGGAGGUACACUGGAGACAGACCCUCAACCCUGGGCAAUAACACCCUCCUGGUUGACUGGAUGCCCCAAAAUGACCUCCUGGGACACCCCAAAACCAAACUCUUUGUCGCUCAUGGAGGAACUAACGGAGUACAGGAAGCUCUCUAUCAUGGGGUUCCAGUGGUAGGAAUUCCUCUAUUCUUUGACCAGCAUGAUAACCUCCUUAGGCUGCGAGGUGGUGCACAAAUCAUAACACUUGCCAUGCUAAACAAAGACAGCUUCCUCCAGGCCUUGCAGGAGGUGCUCCAUGUGCCGUCCUACAGGGAGAACAUGCAGAGACUCUCCAGGCUGCACAGAGACCAGCCCAUGGAGCCCCUGGACCGAGCCCUCUUCUGGAUCGAGUUUGUCAUGAGACACAAAGGUGCUGCUCACCUGCGCACAGAGUCCUACAAGAUGCCCUGGUACUCCUACCACUCCGUGGACGUGAUGAUGUUCUUGCUUGCUGUUUUGGUCCUGAUGUUGCUCAUUAUCUUUGCUCUCAUAAGGUGCUCAUUACGUCUUUGUGGCAAAAGUAAAAGUAAAAAGGAUUAAUGAAUGGCUUAAGAAUGCAUGUCUUUACGUCAGUGAGUCCUAUAUGGUGCCCAGGUUACAAAGGAGGAGACGGUUGAUAGGACUUUAUCCCCGAUUGAAUAAGACAUAAGGUUCUGAGCUGCCAUCCUAUGGCAGCCAUGCCCCUUCCAAUAUCUGACCUUGCAUCCUCCACUUGUGCUUGUGGCCUCGUACCAGGAAGUAAUACGUCAUGAUGACAUCACUGACAACAGCAUUAUAUUUCAAUGUCUCGCAAAAGCUCAAUUGUAAAGUCAUUUUCUCUUUUGCAAACUGGAUGGUGAAUGAAGAAUACUCCCCCAAAAGUUGUUGUGGCUAGGCUGACAGCUGGGAAACUUAAUUGUUUCCUCCACGGAGGAGGGGUGAGGCCACAAGCACAAGUGGAUGGCGCAAGGUCGCAUAUUGGAAUGCACCCUAAGAUACUGAAUGGAAUGCAAUGGGAAAUCCUCACCCAUUUAGGAGACCGGAAUUGAUGACCCACUAUGUUGCAUUGGUGACCUAUGCUAUACUUCAUCUUGGUGUAUCAUCUGUUGAAUAUCUUUACUGGUACUCCUAACACUCCUAACAAUCUUUUUGCUAACUGUCAUUGUCAGUUUUUUGCACACUAUGAUUUAUACCAUCAUAUAAUUUUCCCUCUGUGGUUUCUCAUGGGAAAAUGCACCUUUUUGAGAUGAAUAUAUACAAUCA
Engraulis encrasicolus (European anchovy) is the source of this 2298-nucleotide messenger RNA. RefSeq names its product UDP-glucuronosyltransferase 2C1-like. The record is from RefSeq and is a predicted model, not a curated record. The transcript has a single exon. NCBI's taxonomy places the organism in Eukaryota, Metazoa, Chordata, Actinopteri, Clupeiformes, Engraulidae. Gene Ontology annotation, molecular function: UDP-glycosyltransferase activity. The coding region runs from base 1 to 1596 and encodes 531 amino acids.